AUGGAUCACGCCGAGCUCUACGCUAUCCGUCGCAGUGAACAUGGCGAUCAGAACGGGGUGCUCGAGCUGGAUUCGCCCACUAAAGAGGCUCGUCGGUCGUAUUUCGGUCGCGCGCUGUUGGGCGCCGUCAUCGAGACGUCGUUUCUGGCACUCACAGCAACAGAUCCGACGAGACCCGAACGUGUUUUAGGCUUUGCCGCCUUCGACAGCUCUCCACCGGGGGAAUUAAACGCUGCAGCGUGUUAUUCGGCAUUCCUCGAGCACAAAUUCGAGCUGCCACAGGCUUCAUCGUUCCUGUUUUUGACGUACUUUGCCCAACGUCAAGCGACUGUAGGGGCUGCCACUCGACCGCCAGUACUCAAGCAUUUGUUGCACGCAAUGUUUGCCACGUUGGUGAAUAAGCGAAGUGUGUUGCUCGUUCUACCUGAAGACGUCAACGUCACAGAGACCGAACCAGCGUUAGCCAAGUUCUUCGAACGGGUGGCAACUCGAUCGACGUCUGUGGAAGUUAAGAAUAAGCGACUCGAGCAGCAAUUCGCUAAGAACGCCAAGACUUUCAGUAAGUUUACAGUGUACCAAGCCAAGGUGGACGCCUUCUUCCCUUCUGUACAUGUGCGUCGUGCCAGAGUCGAAGACCACGACGACUUGCAGCCGAUUCUAACAGCUCAAGCUGAGUCUGUAACCUCUGCGUUUGGAGACUACUUUCUAGCCGAACUCAUUCACGUCCAGGACGAACACAACGUCUGUCUUAUCGCUGAAGCUGCCACUAUUGGUCAGGGUCGAGCCGUUGGUCUGUUAGCAAUCUCCAACCAGAUCGACGUAUCCACACUGCAAGAUAACUUCGCUUUAAGUGCACUGAAUGACCUCGCCAAAGGCAACAUCACAGCACUGAACUCUGACAAGAUCACUCCUCCUAGACUUGUGAUCGCUGGACCACCAGCUGGAGGCAAAGGCACUCAAUGUGAACUGCUAGUUGAGGCAUUCAACGUGUUACAUUUAUCGACUGGUGAUCUCCUACGUGCUGCUGUGGCGUGUGGCUCUACGUUAGGCGUCCAGGCUCAGCAUUUCAUGGACUCGGGCCAACUUGUACCAGAUGAGUUAAUCGUAGACGUCGUUCUAGAGCGAUUGGGGCAACCAGACUGCGACAGUCGAGGCUGGUUACUCGAUGGGUUCCCACGUACUGCGACUCAAGCUCAAGCGCUGCUAGCUGCAGGCUUCUGUCCGGACGCAGUCAUCGCACUGGACGUCCCGGACGACGAGGUGGUUCGACGUAUCGCUGGCCGUCGCGUAGACCCAGAGACGGGCAAGACGUACCACCUCAAGUUCAACCCGCCGCCUCAAGACGAAGACGUCUUAGCUCGCCUGAUUCAACGCAGCGACGACACGGAGACGACCAUUCGCCAACGUCUGGCUACAUUCCAUAAACAUUUAGGCUCUGUUCUAGCUGCCUUUACUGUUCCUGACUCGGAAGCUAAGGUCAUUACUGUGAAUGGACUCCAGUCGAAACAUGCAGUGGCUCAGCUUAUCUCUGAACAAACGCGCACCAUCAAGACAGCCCAGAAGCUGCGAUACUUGAUAAAUCGCGGGGAGAUGACACCACCAAAGCUGGUGAUCUCCGGUCCACCUGCAGGUGGCAAAGGCACGCAAUGUGAACAGCUUGUCGCGCUACUGAAUGUGGUUCAUCUGUCCACGGGGGAUAUGUUACGUCAAGCUAUACGCGAGCAAUCCCCGCUGGGUAUGCAAGCUCAAGGCUUCAUGGAUGGCGGACAGUUAGUACCGGACGAACUGAUUGUCGAUGUGGUGCUGGAGCGUAUCACUCAACCUGAUUGUGAGAGCAGAGGAUGGCUACUGGACGGAUUCCCUCGCACGGCUACGCAAGCAGAGGCUCUGCUUGCAGCUCGUGGAGGGAAAGCUGCUCCUGAUUGCGUGUUGGUGUUGGAUGUUCCCGAUGAAGAAGUAAUCCGUCGUAUUGCGGGGCGUCGCGUGGACCCCGAGACUGGCAAAACGUACCACGUCGAGUUCAACCCACCUUCUUUCGAGGUACAGGCGCGUGUUAUUCAACGUAGUGAUGACACGGAGGAGACGUUACGUACGAGAUUAGAGCAAUUCCAUGCGCAUAGCGAUGGAGUCUUAGCUGCGUUUGAGGCAUAUCACGGCGAGAACGGUGCACCGGUACAGAUUAUCCGUGCGGACGGAUUACAGCCCGCGUCGUUGAUUGCCAAGGCGUUUGUAGCGCCCAUUAUUCAACGUGGUGCUGACGUUGAAGCUCGCGUUUUACAACGCACAGGAGCGGAGAAUCUCUCCAAGUUGGCACGAGCUGAAGCGCACUCCAACUGCUUCGCUAUCACCUUGUUUUGUGUGGGCGACGACGCCUUCGAGCGGUCUUCCUCGGCCGAUCUACUGGUAGCUGCGUUCGCUACGUUCCCAACGCGUGACUACUGCUUACUUACACUACCGACACAUGCACGAGAGCCCCCUUGUCUCGCUUUCUUCUCGCGAAUUACAGCGCGACCAGCCAGUGCCUUCACACAUGCUCUGUAUGUACUACAUCGCGACGCUAUCUCCUUCUUCUGUCCUCAAACAAGCGACGGCCGCGGUGUCCUUCAAUCUGUCCAGAUCGACGUCCAGCGCUUGCUAUCAAGUGCCGAAAGCGCAGCAUUAACCCCAUUAAUGGCGGGACUGAACCGGCAAACGCGUCGAGCACUCGAUCAAGAGCUUGACGCUGCCAAUGAAGAGGCUGAAAUCGAUCUGGAAGACUCGCCAAGACACACAGCAUUUAUCGUACGUGCCAACGGACAAGUCGUUGGGUUGGCGGCGCUCGCUCGACAGCCAGAAGUGGCGACUUUGCUGCCUCAUCACUUCGAUAUCGACCGAGUGGCACGCAUGGAGUUUCACCGUGCCAAAGAUCUGGCAUUUGUACGUCAUCUGAUUCUAAAUCCUAUAUUCGCGUCUUGUUCGCGAGUCAUCUUACUUGAGUUGAUGAGGCUUUUCCGCAAAACUUGCCUCAUUUACCAAGUCCCGACGGGUCUUGGAACCAGCACGAGCAACUUAACGUCGACAACGUUCAGUGCUGCGCUCGAGGAGUUCGUGCUUGCUCCUCCACGACGUGUGAGUGACGACGUCAAGGAUGAACGAGAGCGCGUACGUAGAGCGGCAGUUUGUGCUGCGUUUGCGCUGUUCGUGCUGCCCAAACGCUUGCUGUCUGAACCGAAGAUGACUGUCAACCAGCGCGUCGUGUUUGUAGGCGCUUCAGACGCAGCAUUGAGCUGCUUAGCUCGCCUUCUAGCGACUCCGUAUCUGUAUUUCUCCAACUUAACGCUCAUCUCUCCGCAUGGUUUGACCGUGGCAACAAUGGAUGAAAGUGAUGACGAUACCCUGACUCCCCGAGCUUCGGAUUUUGCCAAGAAGAGCUUGUUUACAGCUAUAGAGUUGGAGCAAUUCAGUCUGCGCACUCAUGUACGAGUGAUUGAGAGUCGAAUGGUGCGUCUAGAUCGCGAAACUCGAGCUGUGAUUCUCCAAGAUGGCUCGUGUAUUCCAUACGACUACCUCGCGCUUACUACGGGGCUUCAAGACGGCACAUGUACGUCACUCAAGAAGCCACCACGAUUCAUAGACGAAGGCUUUGGUGACGGUACCACAACGGCUGCAAUGUAUUCUCCUCCAGUUAUCCCGAAACAAAUGAUGAUAUUGGGAGACGUACCAACAGCUCAAAAACUCCACACUGUAUUAAGCACGAAAGAGGCAACGACUGGAGGCUCCAUUGUGGUGUAUGGUAGUUCAUUGCUGGCGCUUCAAGUGAUCCAGGCUUUGCUUAUUCGAGGGAUUAAUGGCAGUCGUAUUCAUCAUGUUUCUUCAUCACGAGACAACGGAAGUGGUGUCUUUGAGGAUAUUGUGGUCCGGUCAGAGAUGGACAAACAGUAUGCUAACAGUGGAGUCACACUUCAUACAGCUACCAAGAUUGUUGCUAUCGAAACGAAAUCUGGAAACGAUGACGAACUAGAAGGUUUGAUACCGUGCUCGUGGCUGCUUUGUUGCCAGCAUAAUGACUCAGACGCCGACGUCUUUCGUGCUAUAAACGAAAGUGGUCUUGUAUACGACGGCCGUUUGGUUGUGGAUGGACAUAUGCGCACAACCGACGCACACGUGCUGGGUGCUGGACCGUUAUGCCGUUUUUCGAGACGAUUUAUGUCAGCCAAACUACACGAACACUACAGCAGCCGCGAAGGUGGCGAGUUACUCGCGAAAUCGCUGCUUCAGUUGCUUGAUCCAAUGGCUACUCAGGAGCCUUCAGAAGUGCAUCCGUUACCUACACAACCGUCGAAAACGUGGAUGGUUCCACCUCCAGACAUGGAACUUCCUGUGGUUCGAAGUGCUGUGGUACUCGGUGGCAAAUUCUACGUACAGAUAAGCAUCCCAACUCUUACUAACACCUUGGCACUACAAUCGCUGCCCACAAAUACCGCGUCGCGAACGACAGACGUAAAUCUCAUUGAUACGGACACGCACGCCCCUUCUCGCCCUACUAGCGGAGCCACCAAACCGUCUCGGUACACGUGUCUACUCUUUGAUGACGUAGGAGUACUGAAUCGACUAGAAUACUUGGGAGACGUCCCUGUACCCGUCCGCGAUCUACAGAACCUUGUGGGAUUGCAUGAAGCGUAUCUAAACAGUGCACUGGCUUCGUAUUCGGCCGGUAAAGUGCACGACUGGGUCUCGUUCUUCGCAGACCCGUGGGCCAAUGCGUUGUACCACGACCGCUUUCCAGCUUUCCGUACUAAACUGCGUACGCUCUUGGCCAAGGACGACGGCGUCCGCGCUAUUGCAGACGAUGCAGUAGCGUUUAUGAGAGAGACUGGAGAUACGAAGGGGGCGAUGGCAUUGGCGCAGGAGCGUGUAGGACGUGGUGGUAGCUCUCUGGAGCCGUCCACUCGUAGGUUGGUGGAGAGUCAAGUCCUUGAGUUCCUGGGCAACAAUCGAGACGUCCUCAACAUGUUUCUAUUGCCGAAAGGCGGAGCUCCAACGCGACCAGGCAGCAAGUGA
This is a messenger RNA of Phytophthora infestans T30-4, 5040 nucleotides long. RefSeq names its product adenylate kinase, putative. Lineage: Eukaryota; Oomycota; Peronosporomycetes; Peronosporales; Peronosporaceae. The transcript has 4 exons. Gene Ontology annotation, biological process: nucleobase-containing compound metabolic process. Bases 1 to 5040 code for a protein of 1679 amino acids. Gene Ontology annotation, molecular function: AMP kinase activity; ATP binding. The record is from RefSeq and is a predicted model, not a curated record.